AUGGAAAGAUGGACGGCCAUCAACCCAGAACUCGAAACCAAAAACGAAAGUCCGAGCCGCGGCGCGGCGCACUACGACCCGUGCGCGGUGAGCGCAGCGGCGAACGCGGGAGCGAUCAGGGGUCAGGCUAAACUGGCCGAUGCGUAUCGAGAGCAUACGGGGCCACCGGAUUGGCCGAUCGAUUCCACGCCAUUGGGCACCACGGCGCACACUCGAACCGAUAGCCGCGGCUAUCGACGUUUUACGUACGUGUACGAUCCGAAACCGCCUUCGAUAGGGCCGCCGAGCCAGGAGUUAUGUUGCUCAGCGGAGUUCGAGAUUGAGCUGCCGUACGCUUUCGUUGGUUCUCGAUGUCAACGUGAUACUGAAAAAUUCCUAAUAACAUUAACAGUGCUGCUUUCAGGCGUCAAGACUGCACUUAAUUGUGGGGCUUUAACGGGGACUCUGUUUCUCUCUGCUCUGUGCGCACUCUUCGCCUCACCGAUAGCCGGCGAUGUGUGCGGCUUCGGGACGCUGAAAGACGCCCUG
Molecule: messenger RNA, 528 nt
Organism: Iphiclides podalirius (scarce swallowtail)
Lineage: Eukaryota; Metazoa; Arthropoda; Insecta; Lepidoptera; Papilionidae
Source: the annotation of a GenBank genome assembly